AUGGCGUCCACUCCUGCAGCCGUCCAUUAUGAUACGGAGCUCAUGAAGAAUCAAAAGAAUGCCAGCUCCAUGGAUCCUGCUAAACAAUUCGAUGUCUUGCAAAACUCUGAUGGCAAGGCUGUCUUCUUCUCUAUAGGCUCCGACAAUGUGUUAAACGUGUCGCAAGAAACCGCUGCAUCUCCAACGGGAUGGACAAAGUGGGACAUAUCCACCGCAAUUGCUGGUAGAUUUGGACAGGCUUCAAUCACAGCAAAGACAUUUGCCGUAUCACAAAACCUCAACAACCCGGCAAAUGUCGAUAUUGCCCUGGUAGCAUCUCUUGAGGGUCAGGGUCAAGAUAACCUCUUUCUGGCCUAUGACGUGCCCAACGAACCAAGUUCAUGGGAACAGAGCUGGUACUGGGAGGCGGCAUUUUUCGACGCUCCCGGAAGACCUAUGCCAAUGCCGUUUCUAAUCAGCAAUGUGUAUCUCAUGAACAUAUUUGGCAAGGGAAGACUGUGCUUCGUUGAUGUGAUUCGCAAUCCCACAGAGAAUAACCGUGUGAUUGAUCGCUAUUAUAUCCGUCACGGGGCCUCACCAAUAUGGUCAUUUCAUCCCCUUCCGAAUGAUGUCCGCGCUGGUUCAGUUAGCUGCCUAGGUAAACGACCCAAGGAGUCGGUUGGAGGCAUCUACACCUUAGCGUCUGUGGGACCAUGGACACAGGAGGUAAUAUAUACUCCUGCACGCACUGAGAAAGAUGCCCGUAGUAUCCGGCUUCCCACCCUUACUGGUUCGACUGCAAUCGCAUCAAUGUUGGAUGAGUCUGGGAACACCUUUCUGUUCAUAGCAUGGCCCAGUGACGGGGCGAUUGCUGUCUGGACCCCACAUCUGCAAAACAAUGGAGACUGGGCCCAGAUGGUUAUCGACACCGACUACACGGCAGCUACUGGUAUCCUGCGAGGGACUACUGCUCUCGUUGCCACAAGGCUAGGUAGUCGCACUGUACUUUGGGGUCUCAAUGGUCUUGGGGAGCUCUACAGUGCAUCAUGUCCAAGUGGAUCAGAAACAGACCAACUCGCAUGGUCUGAUCCCAUCGCGGUUUGCUUUGAUGUGCUUCAAUUCGCACACUACCCGAACGUGGCUCAGUCUAGUGCGAAUAAUGUUCUAUUUGCACAAACACAAACACAGACCUUAGACCAGCAGUUGACCAUGCUAACACAAAAUCUGAACACAUCCCUCUGGACCGAGCGCAGUGUAUUGCUCCCUCCAGAAAGCGUGAACACGGUCACUGAGUACUACAGUUAUACAAGCCAUAUCCAAGUCGUCGAUGAAAAUGACCAAGGAGUUCCCAAUUAUUCACCAGUUUUUUUAACCGGACUCAGUCCGGUGUCUGUCUAUGUGAAUGAUGUCUACCACGUGCUCACACCGGAUGUCCCGCUGCCAGCAACGACAAAUUCAUCUGGAGUUAUCACCAUUGUCCAGGAGAUACAGUCUCUUUCAGGAAUUCUUAUCGGCGUCGUCGUGCUGCCACCUGGAAGUGAUAAGCCUAUCUCCACAACCAUCGAUCCACAUGCAAAUGCUGCACAAAGGCUUGCCACCCUGGACUCAGCCCAGAGCCUGAGAGGCGCAACAAUUACAGACUCUAAUGGAUAUCAGAAGCCGUUGGUUCCCGCUUCAGUGUCGGAUAACGACAUGAAGAUUGCGGCGGAGAAAUUCCAGAAGUUACUAUACAUAAGGUCCCAGAUGCCAAGCAAUGGGGGCAGGCAGCUCAAGCCCUUCUCGGCAGUUUCAGCUGGACCGUUUCGUGGUAAUACUAUCUCUGAAGAGAAGCUCCGUAGCCGGAUUUCUCUUUUGUGGGGUGAUCUCGCUAGAUGGCUCAAAAAGUUCAUAAACAAAGUCGAGAGCAUCACUGCUCAAAUUAUUGACGGUUUCUGGAAUUUUGUCGUAGAGGUCGGUGACUUGAUCUAUAGCGCUGUGAUGGACACAGUUUCUGCGGUUGUAGGUGCAGUCGAAUAUGUCUUCCAUGAGAUCAACGUCGCCUACGAUGACAUCGUUCAGUAUCUUGGGUUUAUCUUUAAUUGGGCCGAUAUCAAGCGAACCCACUUUGUGAUCAAGAACAUUAUCAAAGUAUCCACAGCCCAUGCUGUCAAUUCGAUUACAGACAUCGACGACGGCAUCAAGCGUGAAUUCUCCACUAUUCAGGAGAGGCUUGAAAAUUGGGACAAAAUGCCCGACGUAGGUGGAACGAUUGGCCAACAGCAACAGCUUCAGUCUAAUGUGAAGGGGUGCAAGAGUCCACAAGCAAACUGGGCGCUGCAUCAUGCUACGAGCAGUAUACAGAACGCCCAGACCAGUCAUGAUCGACGAGAUCCAAUAUCCAAAGACAUCGAGAAGGCUUUCCAGGACAUCUAUUACCUGUUAAAGAAUGAAGAGACUGCUGUAGUGACAAUGGUUACACAACUGAAGGAUCUGCUGAUGAACUUUUCGUCACUGACUGCCGCUCAAGUCUGCCAGCAGGCGCUCGGAAUUAUUUCUGAGUUCAUUCUCGAGACAGCGGAGGACUGCUUACUCACGUUCCUGGACCUGGCUAAGCUUCUUGCCGACGCAGUAUUUACUCUUCUUGAUGCUCCAUUAAACAUCCCUAUUCUCUCCCCAAUUUACAAGGAUAUAACUGGAGACCAGCUCAGCUUUCUUGAUCUGGCAUGUUUCAUUGGUGCAGUCCCCGCCACUAUUCUAUACAAAGUGGUAACCAAUGCAACUCCGUUUCCAACAGAUGACCCACUCGGGGAUGCUUUGAUCCAGGCGCCUGAUUAUGCGACCCUUUCAAAGCUUCUCAAUUCGACCGAGCUUGACAAGUAUCAACAGCAGGCCUACCGCAAAUACUUGACCAUAGCCAGAAUCUCAAAGCCUAGGACCAUUCGUCCGGCCAAAGCAUACGAUUUAUGUGAGGCUGUCUCGAACUUCGUGGCUGCUUUUGCCUCCUUGGGCUACAUCCCUAUGACAAUCGCGAAAAGCGUCUUUGACUUUAAAAGAACACCAGCGCCCAAGGCACUUAGAUAUACUAUCCCAGUUGUUUACAUGGGAUACGUCAUGCCAGAUAUCAUUGGCUCCUUGUCGGACAGAAGGGAAUGGUACACCAUCCUGAAUUGGUAUUAUACUGCCAUUAGCAUUGUAAAGGCAGGCCUUGACAGCAGUGACACAAUCGGAACCAACUCGACGUAUAGUGGGUGGGUCAAUCCAAUUAUUGAAACCGGCCUGAAUAUCUGUUGGCUCGUGCCCGCCGUUGGGGACUUCGUCGAUAAUCACGACACCAGAUCUGAUAUAGCGGCCUUCUACGCGAAUGUCCUGUUCGACGCCGGCGGGAGCUUAUCUGCUGGCGCGUCUGAGGACCUUACAGGUGCUGAGGUAGCAGCGGAUAUGCGAGUCGCUCAAACUCUCUUGUCGCUUGGGUACUUCGGUUGUGUGACUGCGACGGGAUAUUUUGUGACUAAAGGACAGUAA
Aspergillus caelatus is the source of this 3480-nucleotide messenger RNA. RefSeq lists its product as uncharacterized. The transcript has a single exon. The record is from RefSeq and is a predicted model, not a curated record. NCBI's taxonomy places the organism in Eukaryota, Fungi, Ascomycota, Eurotiomycetes, Eurotiales, Aspergillaceae. Bases 1 to 3480 code for a protein of 1159 amino acids.